AUGUUAUCUACAGAAUAUAAUGAUUUACGAGAAAUAGAUGAAAUAUCUUCGGGUAUAUAUGAGCAAAUAUUUAGCCAUCAUUCAAUAAGUUCAGUAUUACGGAACCUAGAUUUUCAUGAUCGUUGUCAGUUAUUUUUUAAAACUUUAGUAAUUAAUGAUGCAAAUUGGUAUUAUGAUAUUCAUAGAAAUUGGGAUGUGAAUUAUAAUACUGAUGAAUAUCGAGAUUUUAAAGAGGCGAGACUUCAGGAAUUGAAGAACCAACAGGAUGAGGAAGCCGAAGUAGUUGAAGAAAAACAGAAGGAUGAUAUAGAACAGAAAAUCAAGAAAGGAUACCAAGAGAUGUGGAAUAAGCAAGUGGAACGCACUUUCACAGAUUGGGUUUCCAUAUUCCGUAUAUUUAAUAAAUGCUACGUUACAAACAAUAAUACUACUCAAACUGCGCUGGUCAAGCGUUAUAUCAGUCAUCAAAAGAAAGUAUUAAACCUGGUAGGCAGUACUAGUAAUUUUGCAUCCACAGAAAGCGAAGAUAGAACCAAUAUUGGAGAUGAUGGACGUAUAUUUGAACAUAGAGUAUAUCCUUGGUUAUCCUUUGAUUAUCCCGCUUAUGAACAUUGGACAGGAAGCAAAUUCUAUCAACCACCAAAUAUGAAGACCCUCAACAAACAAGAGAAAGCUAAACGACCCCAUGAGUCAUUCUUAAAAGAGUUUAAAAAAGCCACCAACGGAAGAGGUAUAGUGCUAACAAUCCCCGAAUCUGAUGUAGAUACUACCGUUAAUUUAGUCCACUUAUUACGAGCUUUGAAUAAUGAAUUACCUAUACAAAUCGUCUCCUAUGAGGAAAUAUCAACUGGAGCCAAAGAAAAAUUAGUCAAUGCUGCUAGGGACGAUUUUAUUGUUUUCCCCCAAUCAUUUGAGAAAGUAUCAUAUAUGUUCCCACCGGAAUAUAGAUCAGGCGGAUUACCUAAGCAAGACAUCUGGUUCGUUAACGUUUAUCAAACCAUUCAUCGUGAUUUCAGAACCAAUUUCAGGCGUUGGUAUAAUAAAUUCUUAGCCAUGAUGUUUAAUUCAUUCGAAGAAUUUAUUUUGCUCGAUAAUGAUGCUGUCCUUUUACAAAAUCCAAAAUAUUUCUUCAAUUUACCAGGAUAUAAAUCCACUGGCGCAUAUUUUUAUCGCGAUCGUUCAUUAGGGAAGCGUCAUUCUGAAAGGAGUGUUAAUUUUUUCAAAUCAUUAACUCCUAAUGUCAUGGAUUCGAUGAUGUUUGAUAUACCCAUGGUUACAAACUAUACCCUACAAUUAGAAUCAUUCAGAAGGUUAUAUCACAUGCAGGAAUCCGGCGUAGUUACACCGUCCAGAUGGGACGAUACAUCUAAAGAAAUCUGUAGUGCACAUCCGGCACAUAUAGAUGGUGAUGAUGAUCAUACUUUAGCCUGGAUAAAUUCCGGGUUUAACUAUUGUCUAAAAAAUGUGAAUUAUGAAAAAGAAUUCAAGGAACAAGGGCCAAGAUUGAAGAUUGAUAAUGUGGAUGCUUUCAGAACAUUUUAUAACGCUCCAUUAAAGAUCAAGCAAGCGAUUGUACCUCCGCUAGAUCCCGAGUUUAAGCAAAGGACUAAUAUUAAUGAUGAACCUUCUGGUCCAUGGUGGCAUAGACAACUUUGUGGGACUUAUAUGUUCUGUGUAUAUUCUAGUAUAGGUGGUGUGCAAAAAGAUGGUGGAGAAAGUUAUUUGGAGGGGAAAUUUAUAGAAUAUGCUGAAUGGGAACAAGAUUUAUUUCAAUAUUAUGCAGAUAUUUGGGUUGGGGUUGAGUAG
Hemisphaericaspora subhashii is the source of this 1806-nucleotide messenger RNA. RefSeq lists its product as uncharacterized. The record is from RefSeq and is a predicted model, not a curated record. Lineage: Eukaryota; Fungi; Ascomycota; Pichiomycetes; Serinales; Debaryomycetaceae. The coding region runs from base 1 to 1806 and encodes 601 amino acids. Gene Ontology annotation, cellular component: Golgi apparatus. Gene Ontology annotation, biological process: protein O-linked glycosylation. The transcript is spliced from 2 exons. Gene Ontology annotation, molecular function: alpha-1,3-mannosyltransferase activity.